Messenger RNA from Penicillium longicatenatum, 1101 nucleotides. RefSeq names its product 3-isopropylmalate dehydrogenase. The transcript is spliced from 3 exons. Gene Ontology annotation, molecular function: magnesium ion binding; NAD binding; 3-isopropylmalate dehydrogenase activity. The record is from RefSeq and is a predicted model, not a curated record. Lineage: Eukaryota; Fungi; Ascomycota; Eurotiomycetes; Eurotiales; Aspergillaceae. The coding region runs from base 1 to 1101 and encodes 366 amino acids. Gene Ontology annotation, cellular component: cytosol. Gene Ontology annotation, biological process: L-leucine biosynthetic process.
AUGGCCCAAGUACACAAAAUCCUCAUCCUUCCAGGCGACGGCAUCGGUCCCGAAGUAAUGACCGAAGCCGUCAAAGUCCUCAAAGCCUUCGAAACACCCCAGCACACCUUCCAACUACGCCAGGAACUGAUUGGUGGGUGUAGCAUUGAUGCAACCGGCAAGUCUGUCACAGAGGAGGUCAAACAGGCAGCUCUAGGUUCCGACGCCGUGCUCUUCGCUGCAGUUGGCGGACCGAAAUGGGAUAACGCUCGGAGAGGGUUGGAUGGACCUGAAGGUGGUUUGUUGCAACUGAGAAAAGCGAUGGAUAUCUAUGCAAAUUUGCGGCCUUGCUCUGCUGAUUCGCCGAGUAGCUCUAUCGCCAAAGAAUUUAGUCCGUUUCGACACGAGGUCAUUGAAGGUGUGGACUUUGUGGUUGUGAGGGAGAAUUGCGGAGGUGCUUAUUUUGGAAAGAAGAUUGAAGACGAAACUUAUGCAAUGGAUGAAUGGGGCUAUAGUGAAGCUGAGAUUCAGCGCGUGACUCGUCUAUCCGCGGAGAUUGCACAACGUCAUAAUCCUCCGUGGCCGGUCAUUUCUCUGGACAAGGCAAAUGUCCUAGCAUCAUCUAGACUGUGGAGGCGGGUGGUGGAGAAAACCAUGACGACCGAGUAUCCGGAUGUCAAGCUAGUGCACCAGCUUGCAGAUUCGGCAUCUUUGAUCAUGGCGACAAAUCCACGUUCCCUAAACGGUGUGAUUCUCGCUGACAAUACCUUUGGGGACAUGCUGUCUGACCAGGCUGGCUCGAUCGUUGGAACCUUGGGGGUUCUCCCAAGUGCCAGUUUGAAUGGCCUUCCGGGGGAUAAGACGUUAAAGACACGGCCGUAUGGGCUGUAUGAGCCUACACAUGGAUCAGCACCGACAAUUGCUGGGCAGAAUAUUGCCAACCCGGUGGCCAUGAUCCUCUGCGUUGCAUUGAUGUUCCGUUACUCUUUGAGUAUGGAAGAUCAAGCACAGCGGCUGGAAGGUGCUGUACGCAAAGUGCUGGACUCGGGCUUGCGGACUCCUGAUUUGGGAGGAAAGGCUGGGACAAAUGAAGUGGGCGAUGCGAUUGUAGCUGCAUUGUAA